This is a messenger RNA of Aspergillus niger, 1872 nucleotides long. RefSeq lists its product as uncharacterized. The record is from RefSeq and is a predicted model, not a curated record. Gene Ontology annotation, molecular function: serine-type carboxypeptidase activity. Gene Ontology annotation, biological process: proteolysis. Gene Ontology annotation, cellular component: fungal-type vacuole. The transcript has 4 exons. NCBI's taxonomy places the organism in Eukaryota, Fungi, Ascomycota, Eurotiomycetes, Eurotiales, Aspergillaceae. The coding region runs from base 1 to 1872 and encodes 623 amino acids.
AUGCCUUUUCCCUUUUCGUCCGCUCUUCUCGGCUAUAUCUUAACUACGAGCACUACUCUCACCUCCCUAGUCGCAGGACAGUAUUACCCUCCGACGCCUGAGGAUCUCACCGUUAUUCAUUCGGAGAUAUUCCCUGGUGCGAGGAUCUCCUAUAAGCAACCCCUCGGCAUCUGCACCACCACCCCCUCCACCCCCAGCUACUCCGGCUACAUCCACCUCCCCCCACACACCCUUACCAAUCUCUCCAUUCCAGGAAUCAGCAUCUCGCAACCAUACCCUAUCAAUACCUUUUUCUGGUACUUUCCUUCCCGCCAUCACCACAACAAUGAUACAUCCCCACUCACCAUCUGGAUGAACGGCGGGCCCGGCGGAUCCUCCAUGAUUGGGCUAUUUCAAGAGAACGGGCCAUGUACUGUGAAUACGGACUCGAAUUCCACGGCCUAUAAUCCCUGGUCGUGGAAUGAGUACGUCGAUAUGUUGUAUAUUGAGCAGCCGGUGCAGACGGGAUUUAGUUAUGAUGUGUUGAGGAAUGGGACGUUAGAUUUGAAUGAGACGUUUUUGGUGGGGACGUUGCCGAGUCAGGAUGUGCAUGGGACGGUGAAUGGGACGGUUAAUGGGGGAAGGGCGCUUUGGGUUGCGUUGCAGGUUUGGUUGGGUGAAUUCUCUGAAUAUGUUUCUUCUGUUGACGGGAAUGGUGGUGGUGAUGACAGGGUGAGUAUAUGGACGGAGUCAUAUGGGGGACGGUAUGGACCGGCAUACACGGCGCUCUUUCAGGAGAUGAAUGAGAGGAUUGAGAGUGGGGAGGUAAGCACCGGGAAGAAGAUCCAUUUGGAUACGCUGGGCAUUAUCAAUGGGUGUGUGGAUUUACUCGUGCAGGUCCCUUCGUUCCCUGAGCAGGCGUAUAACAAUACGUAUGGGAUCGAGGGAAUCAAUCGCACGCUCUACGACCGGGCUAUGGAUAGUUGGAGCAAGCCUGGCGGGUGCAGGGAUAUGAUCAUCGAGUGUCGCGAUGCUGGCGAGCUCGGAGAUCCCCUCAUCAUCUGCGAGGAGGCGUCGGACUACUGUUCGCGGGAGAUCAAGAGCCUGUAUACGAAUACCUCCGGGCGAGGAUACUACGACAUAGCGCAUUUCACGCCGGAUGCAGCUCUCGUGCCUUACUUCGUCGGGUUCUUGAAUCGCCCAUGGGUGCAAAAGGCACUUGGGGUCCCGGUGAACUAUACCAUGUCGUCAGAGGCAGUGGGGAACAGUUUCGCCUCGACGGGCGAUUAUCCGCGAAAUGAUCCCCGCGGAAUGAUCGGGGAUAUUGGAUACUUGCUUGACUCCGGUGUCAAGGUGGCUAUGGUAUAUGGGGACCGGGACUAUGCUUGUCCGUGGCGCGGCGGGGAAGAUGUCAGCCUGCUGGUGGAGUACGAGGAUGCGGAGAAGUUCCGUGCUGCUGGGUAUGCCGAAGUGCAGACGAAGUCAUCCUACGUUGGGGGUCUAGUAAGGCAGUAUGGGAACUUCUCGUUCACGCGUGUCUUUCAGGCGGGCCAUGAGGUGCCAUUUUAUCAGCCCGAAACGGCGUAUGAGAUUUUUAAUCGCGCUCAGUUUAAUUGGGAUAUUGCGACGGGAGGCAUUUCUCUGGAGCAGAAUCAGAGCUAUGGGACGGAGGGACCGUCGUCAACGUGGCAUAUCAAAAACGAAGUGCCGGAGAGCCCUGAGCCGACGUGCUAUUUGUUGGCGAUGGAUUCGACUUGUACGGAUGAGCAGAGGGAACGGGUGCUGAGUGGGGAUGCGGUGGUGAGGGAUUGGGUUGUUGUUGAUGAUAUUGAGGCUGAAAGCUCGUUCAGCGGUGUUGGUGAUCAGCUGGCACAGGUCCCUUUGGGACAUUGA